Messenger RNA from Endocarpon pusillum Z07020, 465 nucleotides. RefSeq lists its product as uncharacterized. The transcript has a single exon. NCBI's taxonomy places the organism in Eukaryota, Fungi, Ascomycota, Eurotiomycetes, Verrucariales, Verrucariaceae. The record is from RefSeq and is a predicted model, not a curated record. The coding region runs from base 1 to 465 and encodes 154 amino acids.
AUGCACAUCACCACCCCAUCCGUCAUCCUUCCGCUCUUCCUCGCCUUCACUGUCACCACCGUGAUGACACAGUACCCGACCACCUCCCCCGAAGAGAUUAUCGCUCUCAAACACUUCAACGCCUAUCCCGCUGCUGACACCCCCACUGUCCCCCCUUCCAACUUCGAAGGCACCGGCACCAGCACCGACCUCCAUCUCACCAAACGCAGGCCCCGCUACAAGGGCAUCCUCCUCUGCAACCAAGAGCACUGGAAAGGUAACUGCUGGUACGCGCCGCAGAACGGCAAUGCUUGCCAAAAUUGGGAUGAGAUCCACUCCUUCGGUCCGGAUAACGGCGUCAACUGUGAUGUCUUUGAGGGCGAGGACUGUAAGGGCAAGAUGGUGUUGAAGUUUGUGAGUUAUCCCGGUGAGGAGGUGACGCCGGCCAAGAGCAAGUUGAAGAGCUUUAGGUGUGGGAGUCAUUAG